This is a messenger RNA of Phaeoacremonium minimum UCRPA7, 969 nucleotides long. Its product is annotated as putative aldose 1-epimerase protein. Gene Ontology annotation, biological process: glucose metabolic process; beta-D-galactose catabolic process via UDP-galactose, Leloir pathway. The record is from RefSeq and is a predicted model, not a curated record. NCBI's taxonomy places the organism in Eukaryota, Fungi, Ascomycota, Sordariomycetes, Togniniales, Togniniaceae. The transcript is spliced from 4 exons. Bases 1 to 969 code for a protein of 322 amino acids. Gene Ontology annotation, molecular function: carbohydrate binding; aldose 1-epimerase activity.
AUGGACGAUAUACCAUAUCAGCACCUGUUUAUCCCUUACGGCGCGACACUGACCAACCUCUUCGUCAAGGACAAGGAUGGCAAAGACGUGGAUGUUGUACUCGGCUACGACGACGUCACUUAUUACCCAAAGGAUCCUGGACACCCAGUGUAUAAUGCCAUUCCUGGUCGAUAUGUGAACCGAAUUGGCAACGCCACAUACAAACUUGAUGGCAAAACAUACAAGACAGAGACGAAUGACGGCAACAAUACGCUACACAGUGGUACUAACAACUGGUCAUAUCGAUUUUGGAACGUUACAGCCCUCUCCAAUGACUCCAUCACUUUCUCCAUUUCGGAUCCAGCAGACUCAGAGAAGGGCAUGCCUGGGCUGGUGAACGCCAGCGUCACAUAUAGCGUAUCUGGAAGCACCUGGUCAAUCAAGAUGGAAGCAAUUGCUCCAGAAGCCAAGACCCCGCUCAUGUUGACCCAGCACACCUAUUUUAACCUGGAGGCUUACAGAAAUCCAGAAACUGACAAAGUUUGGAACCAUACUCUAUACAUGCCUUUCUCUAAGAGAUAUCUGGCUAUUGAUGACGGUGCAGUACCCACCGGGGAGAUUCUGACGGCCGCGCCGGACAGCGUGAACGACUUUGCAAGCAAGCCAAGUAUGCCCCUUGGGCACGCUAGAGACGACCCUAAAUUCGCAGGAAACUGCGGCGCAGGAGGAGCUUGCGAAGGCUACAACGGCUAUUGGUUGAUUGAAGAUGCUCCCAAGGACGCCGUGGUCGUCACACUUGCCAGCCCCUGGAACGGUAUCAAGGUCGACCUCCGGACCGAUCAAGCUGGGGUGCAGGUGUAUUCCUGCAACUGGAUGGACGGCACAGCAGCACUUAAAAGCACGCAGGGGAAUAGCGAGCGAAAAACAGCGGGAAAGAGCUCGGCAGUGGCCAUCGAGGCUCAAGAUUGGGUAGAUGGUAUCAACCAGUAA